AGGCUUCUACUCCUUCCUCUCCUCUUCCUCCCAAGAAUCCCCAUAGCUCAAGCAAAGGGAGAGAGCAGCAGCAGCAAGAGGAGCACGCGGGGAGCUAGCUAGCUCCGCCGCCGCCGACGAGCUCCGGCGGCUCGCCGUUAUCCGCUCGCUGAUCGAGCCGUGUGCGGGUGAGAAAGAAAAAGAAAAAAAAAAGAUCGCGCCUUUUUGGCGGCUUCUUGGGGUGUGAAUCCACGGUUUCCCCGGGGUAGGAUCUUGAUGGGGCUCGAGGAAGGCGGCGCGAUGAGGGCGCUGAUGCGGCGGAAGCAGGUGGACUCCGACCGGGUCCGCGCCGCCGGCGGCCACCAGCUCGCCAAGGAGCUCUCCGUUACGCAGCUCGUCGCGAUUGGUGUUGGUUCAACAAUUGGAGCUGGAGUAUAUGUUCUUGUGGGAACAGUUGCUCGGGAGCAUGCUGGGCCGGCAUUGACACUUUCAUUUCUGAUAGCUGGAGUGGCAGCUGCACUCUCAGCUUUCUGUUAUGCAGAGCUUGCUAGUCGCUGCCCUUCUGCAGGAAGUGCCUACCAUUAUUCGUACAUCUGCGUUGGCGAAGGAGUUGCAUGGCUGAUUGGUUGGGCAUUGAUACUGGAAUACACCAUCGGCGGAUCAGCUGUUGCCCGUGGCAUUUCUCCCAAUCUGGCUUUAUUUUUUGGAGGACAGGAUAGUCUACCAUGGUUUUUAGCACGCCAUGAGCUUCCAUGGUUUGAUGUUGUUGUCGAUCCUUGUGCGGCUUUCCUGGUUCUCGUUGUCACCGCCUUGCUAUGCAAGGGGAUAAAAGAGAGCUCAUUUGUACAAGGAGUUGUGACAGUCCUAAAUUGCUUCGUGAUGCUAUUUGUUAUUAUAGCCGGCAGUUACAUUGGCUUCCAAACAGGAUGGGUCGGCUAUAAGGUGGCUGGCGGGUUUUUCCCUUAUGGGGCGAACGGAAUGCUUGCUGGGUCAGCAACUGUUUUCUUUGCCUACAUAGGCUUUGAUUCAGUUGCUAGCACUGCCGAGGAGGUGAAAAAUCCCCAACGAGAUCUGCCACUGGGAAUAGGAACAGCAUUGUCAGUUUGCUGUUCCUUAUACAUGUUGGUUUCAGUUGUUAUCGUUGGUCUGGUACCAUAUUUCGCUAUGGACCCAGAUACCCCUAUAUCAUCAGCCUUUGCAAGACAUGGGAUGCACUGGGCCAUGUACCUUGUUACAACUGGUGCUGUUCUUGCUCUUUGCUCAACCUUGAUGGGAUCGAUUCUGCCACAGCCAAGAAUAUUGAUGGCCAUGGCACGCGAUGGGCUUUUGCCAUCCUUCUUCUCUGAUGUCAACCAGCGGACACAAGUUCCUGUCAAGAGCACAAUUGUUACUGGCAUAUGUGCAGCUUGUCUGGCCUUCUUCAUGGAUGUGUCACAACUGGCAGGAAUGGUCAGUGUGGGCACACUCCUUGCAUUCACUAUAGUUGCUGUGUCCAUCUUGAUCCUCAGAUAUGCUCCUCCAGAUGAGGUACCCCUGCCAUCUUCUCUGGAAGCGUCAUUCCGUUUGAGCCAAGAAUAUGAUGAGGAAAAGGUUAGGGGUCCUCCUGUAGAUGCGAAUCAUGAACAGUUGUCAUCUGUGGUAGAAUCAAUAAAUGACACCCUUAUCGAGAAGAAGCAAGACACAAGUGUGGAGGAGUCAAAGCGUCGGAAAGCAGCUGUUUGCAGCAUAUCAUCUGUAUGUGUAGGGGUUGUGGUCCUCACAACUUCAGCUUCUUUCACAUUCUUGCCAUUCCUUUUGCGAUGCUUCUUCUGUGUUUUUGGUGGCCUACUCCUCCUAGCCGGUCUCGGUGUCCUCUGCUAUAUCGACCAAGAUGACGGGAGGCACUCAUUUGGUCACUCUGGAGGAUUCAUCUGCCCCUUCGUUCCGUUGUUGCCGGUGAUGUGCAUCCUCGUGAACACAUACUUGUUAGUAAACUUGGGUGGAGGGACAUGGAUGAGAGUUGGGGUAUGGCUGGUAAUGGGAGUAUUCGUGUACAUUUUCUAUGGCCGGACCCACAGCUCAUUGACCGACGUGGUGUAUGUUCCGGUGGCGCAAGCGGAAGAGAUAUACGGUUCAUCAUCUUCAUCAGGAUUUGUGGCCUAGGUAAGGAGCAGAGUACCAAAGCCUUGAGUGAUGAAAUGCUCCAAAAUCAAUUUUACCACACUUUGAACAAACCUGGCUGAAAGGGACUCCUGCUGCUGCGUUCUGUAUUGCAUGCCAGGCAUAUGGGUUUGAAGAAUUCAAUUCAUAUAUUGAUUUUUAAAUUGUAUAAAUUAUAGUGUAAGGUCAUAUUUCGUAUAAGCACCUAGUUGAAUGAAUGUGAAUAUUAAAUAGAUAUAUAAUGAAGAUAAGGUCUGUAAUAUGUGUAAAUUCACUAGAGUAUAUCCCAGCUUCUGCUGGGAAAAUUCAUAUUUCCAUGUACCUUUUGCACUCGAGGUCUUCUUGAGUGGGAAAUGCUGAAGACCUUGGUCAGAUCCUGCAACAUGAAUAAAGUCAACACAUUCCCAUUC
Molecule: messenger RNA, 2528 nt
Organism: Oryza sativa Japonica Group (Japanese rice)
Lineage: Eukaryota; Viridiplantae; Streptophyta; Magnoliopsida; Poales; Poaceae
Product: cationic amino acid transporter 2, vacuolar
Biological process (GO): amino acid transport; transmembrane transport
Cellular component (GO): membrane
Molecular function (GO): amino acid transmembrane transporter activity
Source: RefSeq, a predicted model, not a curated record